This is a messenger RNA of Chara braunii, 1272 nucleotides long. NCBI's taxonomy places the organism in Eukaryota, Viridiplantae, Streptophyta, Charophyceae, Charales, Characeae. The record is from the annotation of a GenBank genome assembly.
GGUGGGUAAAAAGGAGGACGGGGGGGACUUGGGAGGAUCUUCGGCCUGCGGACGACGCCACUGACGAUUACUUCCGCGACAAGUUACGGAUGUCUCCACGUGUCUUCCGCGAGAUCAUUGAGAACUUGUCGCCGAUUCUCCAGCGACGUGUGACGUUCUAUAGGGAGCCGUUGCAACCAGACCAGAUCGUCGCCUACGCGCUGUACAGGUGGGCGUCAGGCAAGACAUACGAGAGCAGCAGCUGCAACUUUGGGAUUGGCAGGGCUUCAGGUUUGGUGGCCGUCCGGGACGUUACUGCUGCGCUGCUUUCGGUGUACAGGGAGAAGGUGGCGUGGCCGACUGGGGUGCGGAAGGCGAUCGUUCUGCGUGCUUUUGCAGACAAGGGUUUCCCGAACUGUCAUGAAUGCAUCGACCGCACCCAUAUCUACGUGGACAAGCUGGCGAAUGCACCUGCAGAAGACUACUACGACCGCAAGAGACGCUUCUCUGUCGUUGCUCAAGUGGUGGUCGACUUGGACUUGCGCAUCCCGGACGUGUUUGUGGGAUAUCCGGGGAGCUGCCACGACGUCCGGAUCAUCCAUCUCUCCACUCUAUGGUCGCGGGCGGCGGCGGGAGAGUUGUUUACAGGGCCUCCUGUGCUGCUAUCGUUCCAAGUGCAGAUGAAUGGUUAUCUGCUGGCCGACAAUGGUUACCCGCCGAGCGAAUGGAUGGUUGUCCCGUUUGGCGGCGUAGCGCAGCAUCCCCUGGAGAGUCGUUUUGACAGCAAGCAGAAGACCGCGAGGGGGGCAGUGGAGAGGGCAUUCGGGAGACUGAAAGGAAUGUGGCGCUUGUUCCUAGGCUCGCACAAGACCAACAUGGAGACCUUGCCCCAGCAGUUCGUGGCCGUCUGCAUCUUGCACAACAUCCUGAUCGACGCCGACAUCCCUUUUGACAAGAACUUGCUGUGGGAGGUUGACGCCAAUGGAGUUCACCGCGCUGGCGGAGCGAAUGAUGCGACGAUGACGGCAGAGGACGCCGCGUGGUGGCAGGAGCUGCGGGCCGCGUUGAUGGAGGAACGUUUGACGGCGGCGGUGGGAGGAAGCAGUGUGCGGAGAGACGACGGGCGCAGUACAUGUGCCAUGCCGUCCAAUUUCCAGUCAACAGUGAGGGACGGAGAGCGGAGAGCGACAGUCAUGCCUCGUAGUGCCAAUUACCAGGGCGCCGCCGCCUGAGGCCUUCGCCUUCUUCGCCUGAUGCCUCCCCCGCUUGACGGCGGUAGCAGCUUUGCCCUGA